AAAUCAAACCCGUCUAAGGCAGGGCCGCUUAAUCAACGGUCCCGUCAUUCGUGGAAGCGUAACCAACCCUCCAGGAUGUUCGUAGUGGAACGACUCCGUACUGCCGUGAGGCGUCAACUCGAACGUGUGUCUCUGGAUCCACGCAGGCAGCAUACUGCCAUCGUUGAAGGUAUCAACUGGGUCGGAGGUCUUCUCGGGCUCGAUGUAUUUACGCCAAACUUUUCAGCGGGAAAUCUGCAUCUCCGACUGGUGCUACUAAACACGUUUGCGUUUUUCUGGAUCAAUCUGUACAAUCUGAGCACCACCUAUGGUGAUUUGGUUGAGUUUAUGUACUGUCUCGAGACACUGCUGUACGUGGGUAUUGCGUGCAUCAAGAUAUACGUGUUCGUCAAACACAAAACGCUCAUAGUGAACCUGCAAAAAUUCAUUGAACAAUUCUUCGAAAGCUUUCACGGUGAUCCGGAACAGGACGCAUUGCUGGUACGCUCGUUGCAGAACACGUAUCUGCUGGUGGCACUAUUCGGAUUCUGUUCCUGCUCUGCGGCAAUGCUCAUGUUCGUGUACUCGUUGAUGUGGUCGAUUGCGGUCGAAUAUACGCUUCCGCUCGGCUUCUUCAUUCCCACGGUCGGUAUGGACCAUCUGGAGGGGUUCGCUUUAAACUAUGCGUUUCAGCUAUUCGAAAGUACGCUCAUGGUGAUCGGAAUCAUCUCCAGCGAGUGCGCUUUCUUUAUGAUGCUGCAAAACGCAUGUCUGCAGGUGGAUAUGUUACUGCUCGAGUUGAAGCGGUUGGGACGGCUAGGUGCCUCUAACACCGAUGGGCAUCACACUGCUGAAAUACGGACCCGCAUACAAGCGAUCAUCGUACAUCAUAUCGAUCAUUUGGAGUAAGUAAGGGCGAACCUUAACAGUGGACAAACGGUCGUAACCUCAUCACUGUGUUGCUGUAUCGUUUCAAGCUACUCCAAGAUCAUGUGCCGUCUGUUCGAGGUGCACUUCUUCAUCGUGUUCGGAUGCAUCUUUUGUCAGCUGGUUAGCAUCAUUGUGGUGAUAGUGGCUGUAAGAUAAACGCUUUUAGCCUUACAAUAUACAAGCAGUUAAGCACGUUCAAUGCGUUUCUCACCCGGUUGCAGGUUCCCGACUGGUAUCCCGGAUACUUUUUAUUUGCCAUGCUAACAGUUCAACUAUUCUUCAGCUGCGCUUUGGGACAAGUUUUCGACAUUAAGGUGGGUGAAGGGUUUUUUCUCCUCGGUGUUAAUUGAUGCAAACUAAUUUAUGGCUUUCAGUGCGAGGAAUUAACGGUUGCGAUUUAUAACGUGCCCUGGUAUAAUAUGGAGGUGUGCGACCAAAAGGCGAUGAGAUUGUUGUUGCUGGCCUCACAACACCCCGGACGACUUUCGUACGGCUUUGGGACAGUUAAUAUGCGUGCUUUUUUUGAGAUUUAUAGAAAGACCUACUCCAUUGGCAUGAUGAUGAUAAGUGUUAAUGAGGAAAAUUAGAAGAGAAAAUGUUUGCAUUGCCUGUUUAUUGUAACGUGAUAUCGCUUGUGCAUCGCUUCAAACU
Molecule: messenger RNA, 1560 nt
Organism: Anopheles funestus (African malaria mosquito)
Lineage: Eukaryota; Metazoa; Arthropoda; Insecta; Diptera; Culicidae
Exons: 2
Coding region: 76-888 (270 amino acids)
Biological process (GO): detection of chemical stimulus involved in sensory perception of smell; sensory perception of smell
Cellular component (GO): plasma membrane
Molecular function (GO): odorant binding; olfactory receptor activity
Source: RefSeq, a predicted model, not a curated record